Zygotorulaspora mrakii is the source of this 1122-nucleotide messenger RNA. It is a transcript of the gene OPI1, whose product is annotated as transcriptional regulator OPI1. Gene Ontology annotation, cellular component: nucleus; endoplasmic reticulum. Bases 1 to 1122 code for a protein of 373 amino acids. The record is from RefSeq and is a predicted model, not a curated record. Gene Ontology annotation, biological process: endoplasmic reticulum unfolded protein response; regulation of transcription by RNA polymerase II; phospholipid biosynthetic process. Gene Ontology annotation, molecular function: transcription corepressor activity. The transcript has a single exon. NCBI's taxonomy places the organism in Eukaryota, Fungi, Ascomycota, Saccharomycetes, Saccharomycetales, Saccharomycetaceae.
AUGCCGUUGAGACAACAUCCGAGUCUAUCAGAAGAAGAUGUUCAAGCUGCUGAGAUGCUUGAUGUUUUAAGGAAUUCACAUGCAGACGAGCAUGUGCUAAGUAAGGAACUUGAAAACAAAAAAGAAGUGAUAAAAAAAGAGGAUCCGGGUUUAAAUAGUCAAGCAUUGCAGGGCUCACAAUAUUCUCUGCUGGAAAAGGUGCGUCGGAAUUCCAUUAUCAAUAACGUUGUCACGCUCUAUGAGAUGAACAGUAAAAAGAGGGCUGCAUCUAUCUUACUUGAGAAAGAGCGGGGACCUUCAAGGGAAUCUUUUAAUGAUAUCCCCAAAAGCGAUGAACCCAACUACGAUUUAGGUAGCGACAAUGUUUCGAAGCGACAGAAGAUCACUAAAGCUCUUGCUAAGAGUAAAGGCAACCUGAAGGAAUAUCAGUUAAACAUGUCUAUUGAAUCGAAAAAACGAUUAAUGGCAUGCUUGCAUCUCCUAAAAUUAGCUAACAAGCAGCUCACAAAUAGGGUUUCGGUCCUGCAAACCCAAGUUGAGAAAGAAAGAAAGGAUAAGAAGUUUCUUAAGCGAGGCAAACCAGUUUCCCAUCCUCCAAGGAACAUACAUGACAAAGAGGAAUGCGGAAGCGACAUUAGUAACGAUUCGGAUGAUGAUUCGGAUGAGGAGUUUUUUGAUGCUUCUGAUUCUCUAGAUGAUCAGUCCAGAGUUAUAAAAAUGGAAGUGGUUGGAACUGUUAAAAAAGUCUAUUCAUUGAUUUCUAAGUUUGCAGGAAACUCAUUGCCGGAACCUGCGAGAUCACAAGUACGCCAAACUCUACUCAAUUUACCAACAAACUGGACAAUAAGCGUUCAUAAAUCUUCCAUGUCUCCAAAAGCAAGACGGCAUAGAAAGAGGCUGUCCGCUAAUGGUAAAGUUUUAAUUCUUGCCGAAGAAUCUUUGAAUAUGGUCAAAAACGUAAUGGAUGUAGUAGAUUGUACCUUGGGCAGAGCGGAAGAAUGGGUAAAACAUAAACAAGAGGUGAAGGAAUUAUUAAAACAAAAGUUCAUACACCAGCAAUUAAAAAGUCAAAUCAGAGAGCAGUUAGAAAAGGAACAAAUAGAGGAAAAUGGACCUCGAUAA